Messenger RNA from Knipowitschia caucasica, 507 nucleotides. Lineage: Eukaryota; Metazoa; Chordata; Actinopteri; Gobiiformes; Gobiidae. The record is from the annotation of a GenBank genome assembly.
AUGCAGAAGUAUCCGAACCCCAUGAACCCAGGAGUGUUUGGGGUCGACGUCCUGCAGCGGAGCAUCGACCCCACAGGACGUCUCCACAGCACCAGGCUCCUGAGUACAGAGUGGGGACUGCCUGCUAUGGCCAAGUCUAUCAUUGGAGUUACGAGGACCUGCACCUACGUCCAGGAACAUUCUGUGGUGGAUCCUCAAGAGAAGACCUUUGAACUGCAGUCUACAAACAUCUCCUUCACACACCUGGUGUCAGUUGACGAGAAGCUGACGUAUAAACCACAUCCACAAGACCCUCACAAGACGGUGCUGACGCAGGAGGCUCUGAUCAGUGUGAAAGGAAUCAGUCUGAGCAGUUACCUGGAAGGACUGAUGGUCAAAACCAUCUGCACCAACGCAGGCAAGGGGCGGGAGGCGAUGGAGUGGGUGAUCCGCAGACUCAACUCUGAGAUCGAAGACCUGCGAGGGACGAUACGAGCUCCAAUGGCGGCCGCUGUGACGGACAAAUGA